GCACAGCUGUUUUUCCGAUUUCCUCUGUUCCGUGCUGUGUAUAAAUUGUUAUUAGGAUCUAGGCUAGAAAUUACUGGUUGCACACUCACCGCCACUGCUCCACCGACCACCGCCCCUUGCAAGGACACCCACCACGAUGAGCUCCAAGGACAAGAGCAAGUUUAAGCUGUUCCUCAAAUCGCUGCCGGCAGGUUAUGUGGGUGAGCGGACACUUCGGCCGGAGUUCGAGAGGGAGCUGCGACCGGAGCAGCCGGUGGCCCAGCGCUGCAAGAUGCUUAAGGAGCUGGGCGACAUGCAGCUGCACAACUUAAAUCUGGACGAGACUUCCAUCACCAUUCUAUUCAAUCUCACCAACGAUCUCAUUGUGCCCAACAAGCCGGCCGAAACCCGUCAGAUUGCCCUGAGCUUCUACAAGAGGCUCAUCCACACACAGUACAAAAACCUGACCAUCAUGCGGGAGAAGUUCUUCCUGGUCAUUCAGAACCACGAGGCGCGCGAGGACCUGCGCCACCUGCUCGAGUUGCUCGACACACUCACCGACAAUGGAAAGGACAUCACCAAUUUUGAGGAAAAGAUUGGCAAGUUCAUGCUGCUCUGGAUCCCAGCAAUCACAGAGGCCAAUCUGCUCCGCCCCUAUCUUGACAUGCUGGUCAACCUUAUCAAAUUCAACGCGGCGCAUCUCGACAAGGACAUUCUCGUGGGCAUUGUGCAAAACGCCUGCGACCUGAGCUGCAGUGUCACCGUCAACGAGAUCGGGCUGCAGUGCCUUACAAUACUCGAGAUGGUCAUCGGGUAUACAAUCUUCCCCAGCGAACCGCUGCCGCAGUGCAUCACCACCUUGUGUCGGACAGUUAACUAUCCACCUUAUUGCCCGUCCUCAUUUAAGAUCAUGAAGAACCUGCUGGGCACCCAACUUGGUUACCAUUCCAUGAAGAUGAUGUGCAGCAUCCUCAACGACCGAACUCUCUACGAUGAUGCGCACCUCUUGCGUGGAGCUGUGUUCCAUCUGAACAUGAACAUCUUCGGAUCGAACAUCAUUUUCCAGGUCUCUCCAAUGACCUAUGCAACGAACGUGCUGACAGCCUUCCUGCGGGCCUUGGAUAGUCGACAGGUCAUUGUUACCUUCGAGGUGAUCCUCAGCGUACGCAUGGUGAUCAACAAGCGGCAGCUUUCGGAGAUUAUUUGGGACCGGAUCUGCGACAUAAUGUCCUCGAUUGUCAGCAACAUCGAGUACUACGAGGCGGCGAACAUCAACAAGGAUCGGCUGCAUGACCUGCAGAUCAAUUUCCACGAGAACAUUGACUGCAUCGAAAAGCUGUUGCAGCAGGAUCGAUCGCAGAUUCUGGGCAAUAUGGAGCGCAUCUACGAUCUCAUCGAACGAGUGGCGGACCGGCGGCCGGAGGCCUCCGUCCUGGCCCUGAUCGAGUACCGAUCCCGCCGGGUGACGGCCACUCGGCCGGAAUGGCUGCAGGUACUGGCCCAGUUCGUCCGUCGCUACUACCGCAUGUCCAACGUGAACGUGCGCAUCAAGACGAUCGAGGCACUGGUGCGGAUUAUGGACCAGAACCGUGCCUGCUACGAGGAGGAGAUCCUCAGCAGGGUGGUGCUCACCCACCUGGCGCAGAUCCACCAGGAGCCCAAUGUCCAGGUGCGAGUGGCAGUGGCGCGUGCUCUGUCCAACUUUGCCACCCACUGCGACACGAAGCGGUGCAUGGACCUACUGGACAUCCUGGAGGCGCUCAUCAAUCGUCCCUUCGAGCACACGCGUCAUGGAUCCUCGGCUGGGGAUGCCUCACUGCCGGACGUGGCCGUUGGCCUUGUCAACAAUGAGACGGAGAUAGCGGACAUCAUCGCCGCCGUCGAUGGAUUGGUCAAGGUGUUCGCCAUCAAGUUGCACCGUCUGCCAGCGGUUCAUGCGCUGAAAAUAUUCAAUAUUCUAAUGGACCAUCUGGAACUGCACUACGACCGACCCAAGAUCUUCGAGAACACCAGCGUUGUGAGGCAUAAGAUAUUCACCUGGUUGUUGAAGGCCCGCGCCAACGCAUCCUACCACAUUGGCUAUCCGGAGGGCAGCAGCGAGGUGGUCAAGUUCAGUCACUACUUGGGCAUAGAUUCCCCUCUGCUGCCGCAGGCUCACACCACCGCCAUCUCCAUUCGGCGCGUGUGCAAGUUGAUUGUGCGGUGCCUGGAACAGGAUACCGACUACCAGGUUUUCCAGCUGGUCAUCAAGGAGCUGCCCAAGGUGCUGCAGAACAAGGCGCUCAUCCAGGGCAACGACGUCGAGGAGCUGGCCAACACGCUCCUCAAGAUCAACGUGGUCGGCAACAACAAGGUCAACAAGUUCAAGAGGCCCACGGACGAGUUCCACGCCCUCGUUUUGCCGGCCAUAGCUUCCCUAGUCAUUUACCACGAGAGUCUGCAGCCGCAGCAGCACUACAGCAUUAUCACGGCCCUGAAUUCGCGGGUUCUCACUGGCAUCGCCACCGUCUGCAUCAACACCAUGACCAUUCUGAUCCUAGAGAUGCCGGAGGCCCUGAUGCGGAAGCUCCCCGAGGUUCUGUUGCAAAUGAGCAAGAUGUCCGACACGAAUGCUUUGGCCAAUCCGGUCCUGGAGUUUUUGUCCUUGCUUAUCCAUCUGUCCAAGCAUCUCUUUGCGAACUUCACUUCCAUGCACAACAUGUAUGUGUUUGCCAUCACGCUGCCGUAUACAAAGCCGCAUCGCUACGAUCACUACACAGUUUCCCUGGCCCACCACGUCAUCGCCGGUUGGUUCCUCAAGUGUAAGCUCGAGCUCCGCAGGAACUGUGUGAGCUACAUCCGGACGUCAAUUCAGUCGAAUGCCAAAAUGCUGUCGAGUGACAUUGUGAACCUGAACUCGCUGAACGAGGACUCCUCCAACCGGAAACGGAGCACCAGUCUCACGGAGCGCGGCAGUCGGAACAAUGUCAAUGCCAGGAACGAUCUGGAGAUGCGGCCGCAGAUGAACAAUGGUCUGCGCAACUUCCAUGCCGAAUUGGCCGAGACUUGCUUUGACUUCCUGGCCCGCCACACCUAUUCGCCCUGUCCUUCGAUGCCCAAGCGUCUUCCCGCCGCGGAGUUCCUUCUCAAGGAUGGCGUUUCGCAGACCUGGCUGGUGGGUUACAACCUUGUGACCAUCACCACGUCCGGAUGUCCGUCGGCACCCACACGAAGCGGUCUCUGCGAGCGAUGUGCCCAGCUGGGCAAGGCGCCCAGCAUCAGCCUGAACUCGAAGAGUCUCAGCGACGCAGCUCCUCCGCUUUCGCCGGAGCGGGAGAGGCGCUACACCAAGGUGAGCCUGCAGCACAGCAGCGGCAACGAGUCGGCGGGCAGCACGGAGCUCACCUCCUCCUCCUCCUCGAACUCGGCGGCCACCGCCGGACAUCCGCAUCGGCAGAUCUCGAACAGUUCCACCGCCUCGCUGGAUGCGCUCUCGCGUCGCGGCUCCAAUCCCGAGGCACUUGGCAGCGGAUUGGGUGAGGGUCCGCACAGCGGCAGCAACACCUCGCUGCUGGGCAACUCCCUGUCGCAGUCCUCGGUGAGCAUGAGUCCCUCCUCGGGAUCCGUGGUCCAGCAGGCGGUCUGCGUGCGCGCCUGCACUGGCUGGGCGGAGAUCCUCAUCCGUCGGCCGACGGGCAACGUCUCGUGGAUAACCCGUAUCCAGAACCCGAUCACCAACGAUUGCUUCGGCCAGGAUCUGCCGUUCAACAAUGUGGUUUCCCUGUUUCUGCCCACUGCCCAUGGCGGAGUCUUUGGGCCGGACAACGCUAUCCAGGUUCCGCCACAUCCGUUGGCCGAUCCCGAGCCCGAGCAGGAUGCAAAUUCAGCAGCGGCUCCGCAGGCCAGUGCUGUGCGCAGUCGGAUGGCGGCCAAGGCGCGGGCUUUGCAGCGCCAGGAGGAGAUUCACUCAGUCAGCGGAGGAAAUGGCAACGGAAAUGGUAAUGGCAAUGGCAAUGGAAGUGCUUCGAGCGGCGGAGCUGCAGCUGCCAUUCCCAUACCACGAGUUUCGGCAGCAGGAAAACGAGGCAAGGAGGCGGCUCUCUGCGGAAGCGUUAGCGAUGGCGAAGCGGACGAUGACUCGCUGGCUUUCGAAGAUGCCCAGAGCAGAGCCAGGAAUCCCGUUCGCCGGGUCAACUCCAGUCCGGAAAUGAGCUCCAGCUGGCGGCAAUCGUUCCUCACCAACAAACCAACUCCGCUGUCGCAGGAGCCUGUGAAAACCGCAGCAGAUGAGCCACAAUCGCAGCUGACUCUGAAGAAGAAGAGUGUGCAGUACAGCACGAAGGAUAUGCGCGUCAGUUGUGAGGCCAUUCCCGAGGAGAUAGCCGGCUCCACGCCGCCCUCCCAAGCGGCUGCCCAAGCUCUGCAGCCCGAAAGCGGAACGCUGCCGCCAAAGCAACACUCGGCGGACGAUGUGAGCAGUCAUGUGGCCGGAGGCAGUGCUCUGCAGGCAGCUGGAUCCACCUUGAAGCUAGGCAAGCCGCCGCUCUCGCCGGGACAGCCACCGCUGCUGGCCGCGGGAAGGAUGACCAGCUUCGGAGGCACCUCUGUCCCGCAGCCCGGUGCGCUGGCCAAGUCGAGCAGCAGCGGCAGCAAUGGCGCCAAUGUCGGUGCGAUCUCCUCCGACUACGACAACGGCAACAAUGGCAAUGGAGACAUGAUGCGGGGACGUUCGAAGACAAUUUCGGUGGUGCGUGAAGUGAACAAUGGGAAUACACGAACGCCGCCGGCCAGCAGUUUCAGGAAUUUCGGACCCGCCAAGCCGCCUAUAAACGCCAAGUUGUGCAUGAACCCGAGCUUCAUGUUCCUGCAGCUCUACAGCACCGGUCAGCUGGGCAUCACGGAUGAACCCCUAAAGGUGGGUCCGGAAAACAACAGCGCUGUGGGCUUGAUUGACCUGGUGCCACCAUUCGAGACGCACAAGAUCGGUGUGCUCUACGUGGGUCAAGGGCAGUGCAACAACGAGGUGGAGAUCUUGCGCAACUCGCACGGCAGUGCCAGGUAUGUGGAGUUCCUGCGAAACAUUGGCACGCUGGUCAGCCUGAAGGAGGCCGAGCAGAACAACCUGUUCAUCAUGCUGGACAGGAACGGAGCCGAUGGCAAGUUUGCCUACAUCUGGAAGGAUGACAUUCUGCAGGUUACCUUCCAUGUGGCCACGCUGAUGCCCACCAAUCUGCAGGAUGAUCCCAACUGCAACGAGAAGAAGAGCCACAUUGGCAACGAUUAUGUAAAGAUCAUCUACAACGAGAGCGGCGAGGAGUACAAUCUAAACACCAUUUCCGGCCAAUUUAACUACGCCUGCGUGAUCGUGGAACCACUUGAGCUGAAUUCAAACCGGGUGUACGUAAAGGCGCGAUCCGAGAUAUCGAAGUUUGUUUGCCAUGCAGAACAUCGGAUCGUAUCCGAUCGCAGUGCUCCGUUGCUCGCCCGACAAAUGGCACUGCACGCCAAUCUCGCUUCGCUAGUCUACCAAAGUGUGCAGAAAAAGCAUCCGUAUGCAUCGAAUUGGCUAGAAAGAUUGCGCCAACUAAAGCGUCUGCGAGCAAAGCUUAUUGAAGGAAAUGCAAGACAGCAAAAGUCCGGCAGUGCAUCGAGUGGCAUCGGCAUUAACGCCUCGGCCAUUGGUUCAGAUAUGGACGACCAACGAGGGGAUUUCAUUAAGUACACAUAGACAACAACGAGAGGCUCCAAACUGAACAACCAUGAGAGAGCAGAGGACCUACAGACUCAUCCUGCCAUGAUUCCUCUUGAUUUACGAUUUGGAUAUUUGAUAACGAGAAAUCCCAGCAGACCAACAACAAAAGUCUCUGCCUAACCAAUAACCACGAAAAUAAUUAUAAUAUAAUCAUAAUGAAUUUGACAAGUUUAUAAAAUUUGUGAGAAUACAUAAGCGCUGUUCAUUUCCAAACUGAA
Drosophila ficusphila is the source of this 5928-nucleotide messenger RNA. It is a transcript of the gene gig, whose product is annotated as tuberin. The transcript is spliced from 15 exons. The record is from RefSeq and is a predicted model, not a curated record. Gene Ontology annotation, biological process: regulation of cell cycle; regulation of small GTPase mediated signal transduction; negative regulation of TOR signaling. The coding region runs from base 137 to 5686 and encodes 1849 amino acids. Lineage: Eukaryota; Metazoa; Arthropoda; Insecta; Diptera; Drosophilidae. Gene Ontology annotation, molecular function: GTPase activator activity. Gene Ontology annotation, cellular component: TSC1-TSC2 complex; nucleus; cytoplasm.